Messenger RNA from Dioscorea cayenensis subsp. rotundata (Guinea yam), 1344 nucleotides. RefSeq names its product F-box protein SKIP27-like. NCBI's taxonomy places the organism in Eukaryota, Viridiplantae, Streptophyta, Magnoliopsida, Dioscoreales, Dioscoreaceae. The record is from RefSeq and is a predicted model, not a curated record. Gene Ontology annotation, molecular function: protein binding. The transcript has 3 exons. Bases 513 to 1049 code for a protein of 178 amino acids.
ACUUGGAAUGAUUUCAUUUGGGUCUUGCUCUGGAUUUGCAUUACAUGCUUUUAAUUACACUUUUGAACUUACUGCCUUUGGUCUUUGAGAAUAUUGCGAUUGGCAGGCCGGCUUUUAUUUGAGCUUAAUUUGUUCUUUUUGUUCAUUCUAUGGUCUUAUUCAAGCCUCUCUAGAAAUGAUACUGCAUGCUAAGGGUCCAGGGACAGGCUUGGCAUGUAGUUUCUUGGGUGAUGUGGGAUUUCGAUUGCAUGUCGAUCGUGGUGAAUGUUGCUUAUAAUUACAACUUAUGUUUUAUAUAUGAUGAAACUGAAAAUAUAUGGUGUCCUUCCUUAUUUAUUUUUGCACAUUUGGCUUUUGCUAUUUUAUCAGUUGGUGACAAAGUUUCUUAAUUUGUUGGGGAAUUUGCAGCUAAUUUACAAUAUUCUUUGUGAUAUUUCAGGGAGUAUUCUGUAUUCUGAUUCAGAGUGUUGUAAACAUUAAAAUUCCUGAAAUUUAUUAGGAGUAGAUAAGAAAUGGCAUUAGGGGAGAUGACCAACUUGCAAACAGGGAACCAGAAGUUGAAGAUCAGGAAUGGAAUAAAAUCUGCUCACAUGACACGCAUUAUCGGUAGGAAGAGAGUUCUGGUUCCUGGUCACAUGGGGGAUUCUUGUUUUUCUCCUCCAACUGCCACUCCAACACAGAAGCGGCUGCAGAGAAGAUCUCCAAUUAAAGGAAUAAUAUUGAAUCUCCUAGAGGCACUGCCCCAAGACAUUUUGGUUAAGACACUAUGCAAGGUGGACCAUAGUGAUCUGAAGCAGCUGCUUCUAGUGUCCAAGUCUGUAAAUGAAGCUACUUUGGUUGCAAAGGAUGUGCAUUUUUCUUUCAGUACUCCUUCAAAGUUUGGUAACAACGGAAGAGGUAGUAGUGAUUUGUGGGGGGAAACUGAUGUUGAAGAAGGUUUAGAGACUCCAGAUGCUCCAAAGCAACGCAGGGCUGCCAAAUCACGUAUUGAUCGCAGUAAGCUCGCCAGCAUUUCCGUCGCUCUUUUCACAUCUCCUGACGAUUAUUAACGAUCCGGAGAAUUAAUUAAUUAUAUAGCUGUGUAUAUAUGGCAAACAUUUUUGUAGACAAAGGCAUACAUUACACAUGUACAGUGUUUCCCAGACAGACCUGUAAAUUAAAGUAAAGUAAUUUGUAGAUAGCUAAUUGGCCAUAAUUCAUUUCUUCAAUGCCUUUAUUGAAGAUAGCUAAUUGGCUUUUAUUUUUCUUUAGUUAUUUAUCCUGGAAGUAAUGUUAGAAGAGCAUCCAUCUCUUCUACGUAUCCAGGAAUGGAGGCCCUCUCUGUGUACUUGUAUUAUCUGAUAA